Messenger RNA from Tympanuchus pallidicinctus (lesser prairie-chicken), 3667 nucleotides. It is a transcript of the gene KIFC3, whose product is annotated as kinesin family member C3. Gene Ontology annotation, molecular function: microtubule binding; ATP binding; microtubule motor activity. NCBI's taxonomy places the organism in Eukaryota, Metazoa, Chordata, Aves, Galliformes, Phasianidae. Gene Ontology annotation, biological process: microtubule-based movement. The coding region runs from base 16 to 2628 and encodes 870 amino acids. The record is from RefSeq and is a predicted model, not a curated record. The transcript is spliced from 20 exons.
GGAGCAGGUGGUGCCAUGCAUGCGCUGGGUGCUCUGGCUGCUCUCUCACUGCUGGGCUGGACCAAGGGCAGCAAACGGCGGAGUGUGGCUCUGCAGAACACCGGAGGACUUCCAGGAGAGAGGCGGUGGGGGGCAGGGCCCGGCCUCCAGGCACAGGUCUUGCUGGAGGACGGCCAGCAGCCGGCCCUGCCACGCACCACGGAGGAACCACCAGCAUCCCCACGUGAGCCUGCAGUGCCAGGGCAAGCAGCCUGCACCAUGAGCCUGGAGAAAGCCGGGGGUCGGUUUUGCAGCGGGAAGCGCGCCGGUCUGCCGGCCCAGCGGCCCUUCCCUGUCAUCCAGAAGGUGGUGGCAUCCAUGGCUCACCUGCAGGAGGAGAAGCUGCGGCUGCAGGAGGAGCUGCUGGCUCUGCAGGAGAAACUGGCCGCCCGCGAGAGCGAGGAGAUGGCCGUCUCCGUCCAGCUGCGAGGGCAGGUUGAGAACCUGAAGGCAAAUCUCCGGGAGCAGGCGCAGGAGAUCGGCAGGCUGCGCUCGGAGAUGGGCGGCACGGAUGCGGAGAAGCACCGGGACCUGCUGGUGGCUGAGAACGAGCGGCUGCGGCAGGAGAUGAAGGCACGUGAAGGGGAGCUGAGGGAGCUGCGGCGGCAGCAGGCGGCGUGCCGGGACUGCACCCACCUCCAGGAGAACGCCGGGCUGCAGGAGCGGCUGUGCCAGCUGCAGAGAGAGGCGGAGGAGACCCGAGCCAAGCUGGCGGAGCUGGAGCUGGAGGUGCAGCAGAAGACGAACCGCCUGGCCGAGGUGGAGCUGCGGCUCAAAGAUUCGCUGGCCGAGAGAGCGCAGGAGGAGGAGCGGCUCAGCCGGCGGCUGCGGGACAGCCAGGAGACCAUCGCCAGCCUCAGGGCUCAGCCCCAGCAGAUAAAGUACAUCAUCAAGACCGUGGAGGUGGAGUCAGCCAAGGCGAAGCAGGCCCUGUGUGAGAGCCAGUCCCGAAACCAGUACCUGCAGGAGCAGGUGGGGAUGCAGAGGCAGGUGCUGAAGGAGAUGGAGCAGCAGCUGCAGAGCUCCCAGAAGACAGCAGCUCAGCUCAGGGCACAGAUUGCCAUGUACGAGUCGGAGCUGGAGCGGGCCCAUGGGCAGAUGCUGGAGGAAAUGCAGGUGAUGGAGGACGAGAAGAACCGUGCCAUUGAAGAGGCGUUUUCCCGUGCCCAAGUGGAGAUGAAGGCGGUGCAUGAGAACCUGGCGGGCGUGCGGACCAACCUGCUGACACUGCAGCCGGCGCUGCGCACCCUCACCCACGACUACAAUAGCCUGAAGCGGCAGGUGCGGGACUUUCCCCUGCUCCUCCAGGAGACCCUGCGGAGCGCCAGGGCCGAGAUCGGGCAAGCCAUCGAGGAAGUGAACAGCACCAACCGGGAGCUGCUGCGCAAAUACCGCCGGGAGCUGCAGCUCCGCAAGAAGUGCCACAAUGAGCUGGUGCGGCUGAAAGGGAACAUCCGUGUCUUUGGGAGAGUGCGCCCCAUCACUAAGGAGGAUGGAGAAGGUCCGGAGGCGGUCAGCGCGGUGACGUUCGAUGCGGAUGAUGAUGCCGUCCUGCACCUCCUGCACAAGGGGAAACAGGUGUCCUUUGAGCUGGACAAGGUGUUUCCUCCACAGGCGUCCCAGGAAGAGGUGUUUCAAGAGGUUCAGGCCCUGGUCACUUCCUGCAUCGAUGGGUACAAUGUCUGCAUUUUUGCCUACGGACAGACUGGAGCAGGGAAGACGUACACAAUGGAGGGAACCUCCACAAACCCAGGCAUCAACCAGCGUGCCCUGCAGCUGCUCUUCUCUGAGGUGCGGAGCAAGGCGGCCGACUGGGACUAUGCCAUCAGCGUCAGCGUAGCCGAGAUCUACAACGAGGCACUCAGGGACCUAUUGGGGAAGGAACCCCAGGAGAAGCUGGAGAUCAAACUGUGCCCUGAUGGCAGCGGGCAGCUCUACGUGCCUGGGCUGACUGAGUUCAGCGUGCAGAGCGUGGAGGACAUCAAUAAGGUCUUCGAGUUCGGCCACGUCAACCGCGUGACGGAGUGCACCAACCUGAACGAGCACAGCUCCCGCUCCCACGCGCUGCUCAUCGUCACCGUCCGCGGCUUGGACCGCAGCACGGGGCUGCGCACCACAGGGAAGCUGAACCUGGUGGACCUGGCGGGUUCGGAGCGCGUCGGGCGCUCGGGCGCGGAAGGCAGCCGGCUGCGUGAGGCUCAGUACAUCAACAGGUCGCUGUCGGCGCUGGGGGACGUCAUCUAUGCGCUGCGCUCCCGCCAGGGCCACGUGCCCUUCCGCAACUCCAAGCUGACCUACCUGCUGCAGGACUCGCUCAGCGGGGACAGCAAGACCCUCAUGAUGGUGCAGGUCUCCCCUGCCGAGAAGAACAGCAGUGAGACGCUGUGCUCCCUGAAGUUUGCCGAGCGUGUCCGCUCCGUGGAGCUGGGCCCUGUGUCCCGCAAGGCCGAGCUGGUGUCCUGGCCCAGCCAGGAGCAGCUGGAGGGUGACUUGCCGGGAUCCUCCAGCCGGGGCCACGCGUCUCCCAGCCCUGGGCUGCCCAGCGGCCGCACCACCUCCAUCCGCAGGAAGCUGCAGGCUUCAGCCUGAAUUUUAGGGGCAGCCGCGGCUGCCAGGGAAGCUGAGGCCGGUCCCUGUGUGACACAUGCUGCAGGACCUGGCCCCUCACCCACCUUGGUGCCCCGGCCAUGUUUGGAGCUGUGGUGGCAUCCCCUCCUGCCAUGGCACCUCUCACCAUGAGACACGCAGCUCUGUGACUUCUAAUUCUUGCUGGACAAAUGGCUUUAGCCAGAGCAAGGAGCCUCGCCACCUCUUCAACUUCGUUUUUAGGGCAGUUGGGGUAUCUGGCUGGAAGGAUUGGGGCUGAGCACCUCUGCCUCACUGUGCUGGGGACACCACUGCUGCAGGAGCUUGGCAUGGAGCAGCGAGCACCUGGGUGAAGUGCAGGAUGAGGUUUGGUUUGGCGUGACUGCACCCAGCUCCCUGCCACGAGGUCCUGCUCCACCCCUUGCUCCCCAGCCUCUUUUGGAGCAGCACAGCCCAGAUUUGAAGCCAGAAUAACCCCAGCAGCUCCUUUCCCUGUUGGAUUCUCCUGCCCAAUUGCACGAAGGCGCCCCGGUGCUGCUGCAUGCACCCUGCCCAAAGGGAGAGCAGCCGCAGGGCUUGCCCCCCUGGCACCAGCAGGGGCUUUGCAGUCUUGAAGGAAGCUAUUGUAAAGUGAACAGUUGUCUUCUCAAGAGAGAUCACAGUGUGGUCAAGACGAAUGUGUUUGAAAUAUUUAUAAGCUGUUUACAUGGUCUUGGAAUGAAAACAAGAAACUCUCCAGCCCAGUGCUGUCGGAGUAUGUGUGGUAGUGGGAGCUGACGGGGGCAUGGAGGAGCAGUGGGAGCCCCAGUGCAGCUCCUGGCAGCUGCAACCACGCAAGGUAUGCACUGCACCUUCCAGCUCCUGGCCCUUCCACACCACACCGUGUUAAAGGAAAAAAGAAAGGGAGGAAGAAAAAAAAAAAAAAAAAAAAAAAGGGAAAAAUAAUCUAGUCUUUUGUUAAGAUUAGAUGUUUCUAUGUAUUUUAAUAAUAUAUAUAUCCUGUUUUAUAACAAAACUUAUUUUAAAUAAAGCAUUAAAGCCA